This is a messenger RNA of Ornithorhynchus anatinus (platypus), 7276 nucleotides long. RefSeq names its product solute carrier family 35 member E2A (gene SLC35E2A). Bases 465 to 1619 code for a protein of 384 amino acids. NCBI's taxonomy places the organism in Eukaryota, Metazoa, Chordata, Mammalia, Monotremata, Ornithorhynchidae. Gene Ontology annotation, cellular component: Golgi apparatus. The transcript has 8 exons. Gene Ontology annotation, molecular function: antiporter activity. The record is from RefSeq and is a predicted model, not a curated record.
UGGGGUGGGGGUGGAGGGGUGCUGUCCAGCUCCCCUUACUCUUUGGGGCCUCUCAGCACGGCCCCCCACCAUCAUCCCCACCCCCCGGCCAACUGGAGGACACACAGCAGCCCUGGGGAGAGAGUGGAGGGGUGAUGUUCAUCUCCACUUACUCUUUGGGGCCUCUCGGCACAGCUCCCCACCACCAUCCCCACCCCCAGCCAGCUGGAAGACACUUGGGACUCCGAGAAGGUGAGCUCUGGGGGAUCAUCAUAAACCCUGAGCCUGCGGCAAAGCUGACCCCCGGAAGUAGCCACGGGAUCCGUUUGUAGGAACCACGUGCUUUCCUGCUUUCUCAAAGGUUCGAACCAGACUGCCACCGGCAGCCGAUUGAUCCCGUGACUCCCGCCCGCCCAGGGGUGCAGAGUCGGUUGGCCUCGGGCCACCAGCGGGGGAGCAGGAGGACCAAAGCCAACGAGCCCAGCAUGACAUCUCUCACAAAAGAUCCCAGCCAGGAAGAUCCGGCCGCCGUCCCCGAGGAGCAGCCCAAGGGGAAGUCAUUCUUUGGCUUCCUUACGCACCGCAGUGAAAAACUGGUCCUCUCCCGAAGCGACAGCGCCCCGGAAGAAAAUGUCUUGAAGAUCACCAUCACCGAGACAACAGUCAUCGAGUCCGACUCGGGGAUAUGGAACUCACACGCCCUUCUCUACCUCGUUUUGUGGUUCUUCUUCAGCUUCUGCACCCUGUUUCUCAACAAGUACAUCCUCUCCCUGCUGGAAGGGGAGCCCAGCAUGCUCGGUGCCGUUCAAAUGCUUUCCACCACCUUCAUCGGCUGUAUUAAAAUUUUUGUUCCCUGCUGUUUAUACCAACACAAAACCCGGAUAGCGUACCCGCCCAAUUUCAUUAUGAUCAUGCUCUUCGUGGGCCUUAUGAGGUUCGCCACAGUGGUCCUAGGCCUGGUGAGCUUGAAGAACGUGGCCGUUUCGUUCGCCGAGACAGUGAAGAGCUCAGCCCCGAUCUUUACCGUCAUCAUGUCCAGGAUGAUCCUUGGCGAAUACACUGGUCUGCUGGUGAAUCUCUCCCUCAUUCCCGUCAUGGGAGGGCUGGCCCUCUGCACAGCUACGGAGCUCAGCUUCAACGUCCUGGGUUUCUCGGCUGCGCUGUCUACCAACAUCAUGGACUGUGCCCCGGAACUCCAGUUCUACACCAGUGCGGCGGCAGUCAUCAUGCUAAUUCCAGCGUGGAUCUUUUUCAUGGAUGUGCCCGUGAUUGGCAAGAGUGGGAAGAGCUUCAGCUACAGUCAGGACAUCAUCCUGCUGCUCCUGAUUGACGGUGCCUUGUUCCACCUCCAGAGCGUCACCGCCUACGCCUUGAUGGGAAAGAUCUCACCGGUCACGUUCAGUGUGGCCAGUACUGUGAAGCACGCCUUGUCCAUCUGGCUGAGUAUCAUCAUUUUCGGGAACAAAAUCACCAGCCUGUCAGCCGUCGGGACGGUCCUGGUGACCAUCGGCGUCCUGCUGUACAAUAAGGCUAAACAGCAUCAGCAAGAGGCCAUCCAAAAACUCCUCGGGACCACCAGCCAGAGCCCCACUGACGACGCCGAGCCACUGAUUUCCAAGGACCCGAAACCUUAUCGUUGACGUCAUCUAGGGAGCUUGUUCAGCCGCCCGCCGGAAGGCUCCUUAGCUACUCCUUCCCUCCCCUAUGGGGCUGCUCUCCAGGCGGCAGGCAGGCCUGCCCCUCCUGCACCCAUUGCUCCUUUGGAUCUGAAGAAAGGUCAAAGGGAGUGAGUGAGUGAGGGUCAGGCAGGGAGCCGAGCUCCGCCGACUGGAACUAGAGGGACAGGCCGCAGGCUGAAAAGGUUUCCGAUCCUUUCAUCUCUGAGAUUAAAACCACUGCCCCCUGCCCAGCAUGAGGAGCCUCUACACCUUGACAUCCAGAAAGGGAGUUGACCCCCCCUGCCACUGGAGAGCACCCCUUCACCAAAAUAAUGUGAAACAAGCCAUCUGCCCCAUCCCCUGGUGGAAGGAAGGGGCAGGAAAUGGACCCUCUCCCCUGACACACACAUGGCUCCCGCGGCUUCCCACAGGAGUGAGCACAGAGUUGCAGCAUUUGGGCAAUCACGGCCAAAUCACCAAGGAUUCGCCCAAGAUUAAGGGGCUCUGUGGCCAGAGCCAGGCCGUGGGAAUCCCUGCCUGGACACUGGUGAGAGAAGGAGAGCAGAGGAGACCGAGGCCAAGCCUGGCAUUCUUAAUCCCCGACCCUGAGACAACCAGGCAGGCCUGGGUGGGCUUCAAAUUGCUGCAGAAUAGGAAAGCCCAGCCCCCUACCUGCGCCUCUCCCCCAACCUCCCCUUUCAUCCCCCCACAGCUGUGACUCCAUUUUUCUCAGUGACACUCGGCCCCACAGUCCAGGCUGACGAGGGAGUGGUUUCCGCAUGUGGGGCCAGGGAAGAACAGUGAACUUCCUCAAGCGGCUGCCUGCACACUUUGGGGACUCCCAAGUCACUAAAAAUCAGACUAAUCAAAACGCCCUCGUGGAGCCAACGCAGAGGUUUGCCUGCUGUCGGUUAGAAAGGCCCAGCCUACCUCCCGGAUGAGUGCAGCUGGGACAACGGGGCCAAAUAUUCGGGUUCACGGAUCUGGAGAGGUAAGGUGGGUUGCUGCACCAUGGCAGAGGAGACCCCCACCCUCUUUCCUCCUCCUGCUAUCCAACUCCCCCUCUUCCUGUGGGCACAGUCGGGUGCCUUGUCCAGCGUCUCGGAAAUGUGUGUCCUCUUCACCUACCACACUCCCCUGCCACCCCGCUCCUGGCUCCUGCCCCCCAAGGACCAUCUAGAAUGGGAUAGGGGGUGGCUUUCCCUGGGCUGAUUCCACAUCCCCCGUGUGCAAUAACAAAGGGAAACCUCUUCCCCUUCCAUUUUGGCAAUCUUCCACCCUGACCCCUUGUUGUACCCCGUGGUGGGAUGGUAACCCGGCAGCUAGCAUAGAAGGGCCAUCGGGGAGCGCCAGGAGCAUCGCCCGAGCCGAAUGGAUGACGGAGGACAGUUUUCUCCUCCUCCUUUUUCCACAACUCUGGUGGGUUUAGAUCCAAAUGGCUGGGGCCGUAGCUCACUUCGUGUUCUUAAUCGUUUCUUUGUGGUUCAGCAUAGCAGAUGUGAAACCGCUUUUGGAGGUUUUCUCCUUUGCGUAGCUCCUUGGGGCCUGCUGCCCCAUCCCCCUGCUCUCCCUGGACAAGAGGACUGAGCCUUCUUUCCCAAGCCAGGACAGGAGAGCCACUGUUUCCUGCCCAGAACUUCUCCAGAGAGGAGAGCAAUUCCCCCAGGGAAUCAACUAGACUCUCACUAGCCAGGGAUCUCCCUAGGCACUCCACCACCAUCCCAUGCCUCUUGACAUCCCCUGCUCAAGGACUGGCCCAGGCCCCUUGAGCGGCAGGGAAGGGCUCUGAUUAUAUCCUGCUGCCUCUUCCUCGCCUCUGUUCCCAAGACUAACAAUUCAAUGGGUCUCUUUUAAAGCAAGGUGAAAACCGAGUAGCACAUCCCUUGAUCCAAGUGAGUUAGAAACCAGCUGUGGCUAUUCGUCUUUCCCCUGGUAGCGGUAGUCCAACCUUGCUGAUACCCUGCCCAGAGCUCUUUGGGCAGCCACUGUGAGAAUGGGGUUGACUGAGGGAAUAGGAGCAGGUGCAGCUAAGGGAGAGAUCUGGGCGGGCACCCAGACCACGGGGGUCUCCACAGGUUGAGGAGCCCAUGGCUUCUUCCUCAGAAUUGGGGUUUCCAGGAGAGCCUGACCCCCAAAAAAAGGGUGGGGAGGAAGGAAUUUGGGCCGUAUUCCCUCUCUGGCCAGGGUGGAUGUCCCUGGGAUUUUUUAGUCCAGCAGUGCUGGGGUCUGAUCAUCCCAUUGGAGCCCAGAGGAUGGGUAGUGGUGAGGGGUCCCCAUUGGCAGGGAGGGGCCAAGCGAGUUCUUCUAAGACAUCUUGUCCUGCCAAACUGAUUCCGUGUGAAAUGGCUCAACCACCCAGGGGCCGGAGUGGCAGGCCAAACCCGAGAUUUAUGGUCUCUGUGGCCAAGCCUUGGCUCUGGGGAUCCUGGUCACGAUACUGGUAAGGGAGAGAGAGAGGAGAAGACAGCAAGGCCAUGUCUGGCAGUUGUAAUCCCCAGAAGACAGCCAGGCGGACUUGGGUGGGCCUCUUCUUGCUCCAUAAAAGAGAAGAAGAGCCUCGAUCUGGCCCGGCCCCCGCUUCCCCUUCCAUAACCACCACAGCCGAGAUUCCGUUUUCUCACUGUCAGUCAGACUGGGCUCCCACAAUGCUUUUGCUGUUUUCCUUUCUCCUGGAAAUCUAAACCUCUAAACCUCCUGCCCCUGAAGCUUCCAUCUAGCCACCAUGAAAAGCAAUAAUCAGGUCUCUUGGAGACUGACCUAAGGGUGACAGAAGUGAGUGGGGAGGUUGGUUCCUUGAUCCCAGGGAGAGGCCCUUGGGGAUUCACCGAGAAUUUUCAGUGUUCAAACUUCCUGAGGGAUACACCAGUCAUGGGGGUAUAUUCUCCCAAGCUGCUGGUCCCCCUCCAACCUCCCCUCCCCAGAGAAGCCGGGACUAGAGAUCCAGAGCGCAGGGUCCAGUGGCCUUCUUGCCAUCUUCUGUGGCCGGGUGGAGCUAGGGUCCCAGAACGCAUUGUCCCGGGAGAUCUCUCCCUCUCCUGCUGCUCCUGGAGUCCCCAGUUGGUGCCGUGUGGUCUUACUAACUGUGUACCGCACCUGGAUAGAGAACAAGUUCCCUUUAGCAGGUACCCAGGGAAGCAGUCACCCAGGUGGGUUCAGCUGAUGCUGAGACCUCUACUGCCUCUGGGUUGGUGUCCCUCGUUGUAGGGCAAACCCAGACCGGUCAUCCAGCCACAAGAGGCUCCGGGCCUACAGAGAUUCAGUCACGUGUCUCUGCAGAGACUGGGGAGGGAAGUCUCACUUCACUAUGACAGAAACAGUUUGGCUUGGGACUCCAGAGGCUCAGCAUCUUCCCCAUUACCCCUGCAUCCCAGCAACAACAAGCCAACCCCACGGCACUGCCCCGUAAAAGAUGCCUGGGCAUUUGACACGAAACGUGCUGCCCCAGGAGCUGAAGAGCUGUGAUACAGCACCCACUCAGUGGCUGAUGGGCACCCUCCAUUUCCUGGCAUGAUUCAUUUGUUUUCUGGGUGACGGGUGGGGGUAUGUGUCCCCAGAGGCACCACAGACCCAAAGACCCCCUCCCAAAACUUUCAUGGCACCUCUGUGGUUAGGUGGCAGAGCGAGUGUAGUGGACCCACUUUCUGCCUCCGAUGCUUGUCAGGGGGUCCACGUGGCAAUGUUAGCCCAGCAGGAGUGCAGAAGUAGCACCAGCAGGCUUUAGUGGAUGCUGGGCCAGUGGAGAGGCCACAGGAUGGGAGAGGAGAGUUCUGGUGUGGGGAAGAAGUGCCCAUGGCAACAGCAUAACCCUCCUAAACUCCCACUGGGCCACUUCCAGGAUUCAGGGUACUAGGCAGUUUCUCAGAGAGCUGUAGGCCCGGGUCAGCAGGUAACCUCCCACUAGUCCUCUCCUCGUCUGUUCUUCCAUGAUCCUGUCCUCCUGGAUCCAGACUCACAUCAUCUCGAGGCCAGAGGAAGGGAACAGUAAAAGAAACCCAAAAAGGGUCUCAGCAAUCCCAAAUUGAAAACAGAAGCCUUUUGACUUCUUCAGGCCUUAUUGAAAGAUGUCAGUGUGGGCUCAACCUGAACAGAGCUUGCUGGGGACCACGGUGGCAAAUGCAUUCUCCAGUCCUCUGUCUGGGGAAGAAGAACAGGGCAGUUGUAUCUGUCCGAGUAAAAAUGUGAUGUGGGACCUGAGUGUACAUUGUUCGGUCUUCCUGAGGAAUGAAAGGUGAAAUGAAGGUGGAAACAUGCUGGCGUCCCUCAGACCAGCACUGUACCAGGGGCUCAGUUCCUCCCUUCUAGAGCUGCUGCUUUUCCACUCUGGGGUUUUUCUCCCUGCCAGUGACCAAUGUAGGAAGAUUAAAAUCCUCACAGCCCAGCCUCUCCUUUCUCCCGAGGGCGGUGAAUGGACGCUAAAAGUUCAUUAUCGUUGGGUGUAGAGGCCCAGAACAUAGAAUCUGCCCCGUCUUCUCCAAGCUGGGAGUGAGGGAGGAACAUAGGGAGCUAGGUCCUGGCUCCCCUUCUCCAGUUCUGAGCUGGCGAUGGAGUAGGGAGGGCUUGGCCAUGUGCCCAGUGUCUAAUAAAUGCCUCUUCUGCCUGUCAGUGUUUUGGAUCAAACAGCAGCCAAGGGGGAGGGAUAUGGUCCUUCCGGGCUGCCGCACCUGGAGAGGGUGUCCGUGAGCUGAGCCAAGAGUGCAUUUGGAAGCGUCGAGGAAGGAACCUGUCUUGUGGCUGGUGUUCGUGGCCCAAGGGGCAGAGUGGGGAGGUGGCGAGGUGCCAGACGCCGAUCUCGAAAGAUGGAGUCAAUGCCUGUGAGGGUGCUGAGCACCUGGUAGGCCGGAGUCUUGCACCUGCUUCAUUUCCAUUCCCUCUAUGACCCAUGUGGUAGGUGGGAGUCCCGGUCCCUGUCCCUCCUCCUGCCCCCUCACCAUCUGGGACAGGAGGAGAGGCAGGCCUGGUUGCAGCGAGCAAGUUGAAGGACAGCCCUCCGAGAGAAAAUAAAAAGCCACUUAAAAAUAUGCCCCCAUAUUUUCAGAGAAACACAGCCACACACUGGAGCCAAGAGGUCAGACGCAUCCUGGAGACCCACCAGCCACAAAGUGGCACAAACCCACGCAGGAUGGCUUGGUCAUUGUUGGGAUCCAGAGGCCACAGCCCGGCACAAAAGGGAGGAAAGGAAUGGAACGGACCAAGCAUCCCCCACUCCCCCACCCCUCACAAACGGCAACUCCCCUCCUGAUGGUGAAUGUCAAACUUGCCAUUUCCAGUAACUCGAAAGUAGUUCCAGUAACUGUUCUUUCACCAGAGCCAAAUCUUACAUGUGUUUUUGGACCAAACCGAAAAGUGUCGAUCGAAAAUACCCCGCACGUUCCGUGGGAGAACUCCUGUGUGUUUUGUACGUCCACUGUUGCAGUAUUUAUGAAACGGGGGAGAAAGCUCCCCUGCUUUCUAUCAACUGUUUCCAGGGUAGAUGCUAAUUUACCCACCCAGUUGAUUCCACUGUGGCCAUAGACUGACACUGUAGAAUGAAUCCUGUGGAUACUUCAUGGUUAUUUCUGUGUUGGAGCUGGGCAGGCAGCAUGGCUUCUGCCUGGGCUGGUGGAUCUGUAAAAGAAAAUAAAGUAUAUGUCUCAUUCUUU